Aspergillus luchuensis is the source of this 1629-nucleotide messenger RNA. It is a transcript of the gene SAT4, whose product is annotated as serine/threonine protein kinase SAT4. The transcript has a single exon. Gene Ontology annotation, biological process: intracellular monoatomic cation homeostasis; intracellular signal transduction; protein phosphorylation. Lineage: Eukaryota; Fungi; Ascomycota; Eurotiomycetes; Eurotiales; Aspergillaceae. Bases 1 to 1629 code for a protein of 542 amino acids. The record is from RefSeq and is a predicted model, not a curated record. Gene Ontology annotation, molecular function: protein serine/threonine kinase activity; ATP binding.
AUGACUCCACAAUCUGCUUCACCAGUACCUUCCGCAGUCUCCUCCACCACAGCGUCACAGAUCUCCUAUGAUUCCCGAGAUGGAGAGCCCCAGGUAACACGUGCUUUAGCGGGCAUGAAUCUGUCCGCCGCGAACGGGGACGUCCUCCCCGUUCCUCCCACCCCCGCAAAGAUCGCUAGACCUACCAUGGCCAAUCGCAUCUCUCGCAUGUUCUCCAAUACUGGGAAGUCGACUCCGAAAGAGCAGGAAUCGCAUCGCGACUUCUCAGACAGCAGUACAGAAAGCAUCAAAGCUCCCUCGAACGCCAGCAUCAAACAAUCCAAGCCCACCUCUAAGCCCUCCUCCAAGCCCAACUCCAAGCCAUCCUCCAGAGCCCCCUCGCGACAGGCAUCUACGAAAGAGGAGGCCGAGAAGAAGCCAAAGUCCAGCAAUGGCAAAGAUAAUAAAGAAGCUGCCCCCGUUCACAAACGGUUCGAGUUGCCCGGAGAUGGCACUCAUAAUCAUCACCUCCGCAGCGCAAGACGACAGGAGAAGCUGACGGAUCUACUACGUGACAUGCUGGGCGGUGGCAGGAAGAAGGAUGAUCACGUGGACGAGCAACAGCUAUCACUUAUGUCUACAUGGAUCGACCAGUUCAAAAACGAACGGGAUAAGCUAGCCGCCGACAAGAAGGGCGGCCCCAACGCCACCGCUUCGCUGGUUGACAAAUACGGAAAAUGCCAGGAAAUCGUUGGCCGUGGCGCCUUCGGUAUUGUUCGGAUAUCCCACAAGGUGGACCCGAGAGACUCGAAAGUUGAACAGCUGUAUGCCGUGAAAGAGUUCCGUCGUCGGCCACAGGAGACGACGAAGAAGUAUCAGAAGCGAUUAACCUCGGAGUUUUGCAUUUCCUCUUCCCUUCGCCACCCCAACGUCAUUCACACCCUUGAUCUUCUACAGGAUGCCAAAGGUGACUACUGUGAGGUGAUGGAGUACUGCGCUGGAGGCGAUCUCUAUACCCUCGUGUUGGCGGCCGGAAAAUUGGAAGUCGCCGAGGCGGAUUGCUUUUUCAAGCAGCUUAUGCGUGGCGUGGAGUACAUGCACGAAAUGGGUGUUGCCCACCGUGACCUGAAGCCUGAGAACCUGUUAUUGACCACCCACGGAGCUCUCAAAAUUACAGAUUUCGGAAAUGGUGAAUGUUUCCGCAUGGCAUGGGAAAAGGAAGCUCACAUGACUGCGGGCCUCUGUGGUUCAGCCCCUUACAUCGCCCCGGAGGAAUACGUCGAGAAGGAAUUCGACCCUCGAGCGGUGGAUGUAUGGGCGACGGGUGUUAUUUACAUGGCCAUGAGGACUGGACGCCAUCUCUGGCGUGUGGCCCGCAAGGAUGAGGAUGAAUUUUACCAACGCUAUCUGGAGGGUCGUAAGCAUGAGGAUGGUUACGCUCCCAUUGAAACUCUGCAUCGGGUAAGUGUUGAGCGAACCCCUCGCUUCAAGUUGACACUGGCUCACAAUGUCUCCCAGGCGCGUUGCCGAAACGUGAUCUACUCUAUUCUGGAUCCCAAUCCUUCCCGCCGUAUCAACGCCUCGCAAGUCUUGAAAUCCGAGUGGGUUCGUGAGAUCAAGCUGUGCAAGGCUGGCGAGGAAGGAUACUGA